GAGAGGAGCCACCGGAUCGAGCUGAUCCCCAGUUCCGGCCGGUCUUGCUGAGCGCGCCUUCUCAAGGGCUGCAGCACCUCGUUCGCUGCGGCCAUCUCUUUCUGAAGGUGAUCGACUCGCGUAGCGAAAAGAUGAUCCAGGUCCAGUUCGAGGGCAACGUGGCCCUCCCGCAGCACAUCUUGGAAGUGAGCCCGAUCUCGACUUGGCGUGUUCGAUUGGCUGCGGACAGUCUGGUGAUUGCUGGAGCGUUGGAUUCUGACAGCACGGGGCACUCAAGCCGUUGCAACUGA
Symbiodinium sp. CCMP2456 is the source of this 290-nucleotide messenger RNA. Lineage: Eukaryota; Dinophyceae; Suessiales; Symbiodiniaceae. The record is from the annotation of a GenBank genome assembly.